AUGGGGUUCUCAGUGACUUGUGGUUCUGCUGUGGACCGGGCUGCUCUAAGUGCUAGAUCCUGCGCGCAAGUGCCGCCUCAAGCCCCGGACAGCCUCGUCAAGCUGUCCCGCAGCAGCAGCGCCACCCUCCGCGGGCGCAGCCAACACGGGCGCCAGCAACGCUGCGAGCUGGUCCGCCGCGUCCAAGCACGUGUCACGCUGGCGGCCGCGGAAAGUCUGAGGAGGAAUCACGGGGAGGGACGAGUGAGCAAGUACUUGAAUCAGCAGCAACGCGUGGAGACUCUCCGCGAGUCGGUGGAGUCGCCUCGGGAACACGCAUCUGCGGAGGCUGAAGUGCCUCCGUCAGGAACAGAAGCGGCUCUUCCGCAGCAACAUGGUGAGAAUACUGCGCCGACGAGCCACCACCCGCAGCAACAAACUCCACUCCCGCAACAGGCGGAACCGGCGGCAGAUGAAGACGGGAACCGGGAGGAGGUGCCGAGGCGGCGGGAGCAGGAGCCGGCGGGAAGUAAACCGGAGGCGGGGGUGCGGCGACAGGCGGCGGACUCACGGGGAGCACAGCCUGUCGAGGAGCCUCAAGGGCGGGCGAGGCGCGCAUCGAACAACUCUGGCUCUGCGCCGCCCUCUCCUCACGCACCGCCCUCGAGACUUCCCGCUGUAGAUCUGCCAUCCUCACAGGCGGGCGGUACCCCCCACCACCGCCACGCCCGCGGUGACCCCUCCAGUCCCCCUGACCGAAGGGUUGGGCAGGCCAGUGAGUUUGCUGUUGGUAGCGCCGUGGAGAGUCUCGCCGGCGCCGAGACGUCGCGCGCUCCUGAUGGCGCGGACUGGCCCGCCGCUGGGGGCGCAACUGACGGAGCCGGGCCGCCAGUGGUGGCGGACGCCGCCUUCGACGACGAAACAGACGCCGGAGCAGGCACGUCGGGGACAGAAGCGGGCGGUGCAACGGGCGCGCCAGGGACAGGAACAGGGGGAUCAGCAACACCCCCAGCAGGAGCAGACACAGGCGGCUCGACAAAGAGAGCCAGGGGAACAGGAGCAGCAGCAAGAACGGAGCAGCAGCCCCUGACACGGCAAGGGGAUCCGCGGGUGCGUGGGGAAGAGUCUUUUCAGCGUCUGUUGUCACGGGCCUCGGAGCCGGCGGUACAGGGGGCUUCGUCGCCGUGGUCGCCUUUCCGGGCCCCGACUGAGGCUGGGCGACCACAGCUGACCAGGCGGCAGCGCGCUCUGGCGACGGCUGAGAUGAACCGGCAAUCACCAUCUGGAGAGCGGGGAGGUCGCGGAGCUAGGAGGCAGGUUACUAGCGGAACGAGCGGAGGUCCGGAGAACGGGUAUCAAGCAGCAGCACGAAUGGCUUUAACGGCUCUGGAUGCAACUCAUGAGGAAGACGAGGUAAGGGACCCAUCUUAUGGGGAAGAAUCCCUCCCUCCCAGCGAAGACGAGGGGAUUGAGGACGAAGGCAGUGCGAGGGAGGCAGCGGGAAGAAGAGUAGCAGGGCAGGGAUACGCUGGCCCAUCCACCGAUGGGUCGGCCGCGACGGAGGGAUUGGCGGCACAGACUACGCUGGCGCUGCCGGCGCACACGGGAGAGACGACGCGGACUGGGACUGGGGCGGAGGGAGUUGCAACGGCUGGGACUACGUGGCAGGAGCCUGAAGCUGGGGUCGAAGACGAGCCGUGCCAGAGAGUGGCGGGCGAGGGGGACAGCGGCGACGGAAAGAAUGGCCGCGCGCACGGAGAAACGGAUGAGUGCGCCCGCGAGGGGAGCGGUACACAGGCUCCCUCGGUCGUGCAGGCGUGCUCGGUGGCGCAGAAGGCGCGGCGCCAACACCCGCAGUCAGGCAAUCCGCGACGGCUCGGAACAGGGCUGGCACCUGCUCGCCCUGGGCCGCUAGUAGGGUGGGCACAGCAGGAGAUCCCGCCGCCACAAUCACUUCACGCCGAGGCGGCCGGCGCCGGCCCGUCAUCAAGUGCGGGGGACGAGGCGGGAUGGCCCCACGAAACAGCUGAACGGGUGGAGGCCGAGGCGGAAGACGGGGUGGCGGCCGUAGAGGAGGAGCAAGUGACCGUGAUCGACAGGCGCCGAGGGGGAACAGCGCGGCAGAGGCUGCUGCGAGAACGCGCGGCGGAGGCGGCGGCGGGAAACCCGCCAGCAGGAACACGGAGACGAGCGCCGGGGGCGCCGAGGGGACGCGGCGGACGGGGUGCGCGCGGGAGGGCAGGGCGAGGAGGCCUUGCGGCAGCAGUGGCUAGAGAAAAAGCCAGAUCUGGGCCUUGGCGGGAGAGGCACGGGAGGCCGGAGCGACAUCAGAAAGGAGAUCCAAUGAAUGACUACGAGGAUGAUGGGGACGAGGAAUAUAUGGAGGAGGAACAGGGGGAUUCGGAGGACGUGUCACUGGAGGAUGAGCAAGGUAUCCCAGCAGGAGGGGCAAAUCGAGGGGCAAGGGGUGAGGGAAACCAUGCUGACGCCAACGAGGGUGAGUCACGUGGCGUCCAGCCCAGUGAGACGGCCAGCAAGGCAAGAUCGCCAGCAGACAUCGCCGAUGACUCAGACGCCUGGCGCCAGGUGGAAGGGUGGGAACUGGGGCCACUGUGUUGCAGCGCCCAACCCUUUCUGUUCCGGAAGUUUCCCCCCAAGAUCCUGGGAGUCUACGCCUACUGCAUGACGAUCCCCCUGCAGCGACUCGCGAAGGUUCCAGGCUGCGCGGGUGCGUGGCGAAUCCUGCAAUUCCUACCCAGGUUGACCCUCCGAGCCGAAAUUGAGAAGGUUCCUAGAAACCGCUGGGCCGUGGUUGAGAAGUGA
Molecule: messenger RNA, 2802 nt
Organism: Closterium sp. Naga37s-1
Lineage: Eukaryota; Viridiplantae; Streptophyta; Zygnematophyceae; Desmidiales; Closteriaceae
Source: the annotation of a GenBank genome assembly